Messenger RNA from Gallus gallus (chicken), 2051 nucleotides. It is a transcript of the gene S100A16, whose product is annotated as S100 calcium binding protein A16. Lineage: Eukaryota; Metazoa; Chordata; Aves; Galliformes; Phasianidae. Gene Ontology annotation, cellular component: perinuclear region of cytoplasm; nucleus. The transcript is spliced from 3 exons. Gene Ontology annotation, molecular function: calcium ion binding. The coding region runs from base 1277 to 1594 and encodes 105 amino acids. The record is from RefSeq and is a predicted model, not a curated record.
GAGGUGAGGGCGAGCGGGCGGAACGGCUCCCACGGCUCUGCAGCCAACAGGAGGACAGACGGACACAGCGGGACGGGCUGACGGGUGAGGAGCUGCACCCGGCGAUGGGUGCUGAGGGGGGGGAACGCUCAAUGGGACGUGUGGCUGCAGGUGGGGUGGAAAUCCCCCCCCCCCUCAUCCCCCCCGCCCCUCUCCAAGCCCUUUGGCAGCUCCGUGCGUGCGGGGUCGGGUGGUGGAUGGGGAGCUCAGCACAGGGGGUCUGUGGGGCUGUGGGAUGGGGCUGUGGGAGGAGGAGAGGAGAGAGGAGAGAGGAGAGGAGGGAAUCAUCAUGGCGGCAGGAGCGGGCAGGAGAUUGGCCCCCCUCCCACCCACCCAUGUCCCAGUGCAGGAAUGUCCCCACGUCCCGACGUGGGAUGAUGUCCCCCGUCCCACUGUGGAAUGAGAUCCCCGUGGCCCACAAUGGGAUGGUGGUCUGUGGCCCCCGGGGGUGCGUGGUGGGACCGGUGCUGCGAGGCAGCGUUGGAGCAGAGCAGUGGGGCCCAGCGGGGUCUUUGGUUGGGACUGCUGCAGUCGUGGUGGUGUUUAACGGCCUGGGAUGAGAAGAGAACAGAGAUGGAGGUCUAUGGGGAUGCGAUGGGGGCUGCAGAUCACAGCAGGACCUGCUGCCAGCACCGGGCCCUUCCAUGGCCCCACAGAGGGGUGGGGACAGCUCACGAGCACACUGAGACACAAUGGGGAGCACCUCGUGCCCCGUGCACCACCCCGACGUGCCUCCAAACCCCGCAUGGAGCUGCAGUGGGGAAAAUGGGUGCAAACGUGGGGUGAAAUUGGACCGUGAUGGCACUGGAAUGGCACCGAUCCGCCAUGGGGUGGCUCCAACCACGACCCACACCGGUCAGCGGGGCCACAAAUCCGCACUGCAAGAAUCAGCACAGUGCUGUGCCCCUCUCAGCCCCAUCCCUGCUCAGGAAGGAGCCGGGACCGGACGGCGUCGUUUCCGUCCCUGCCUGCGUGCAUCCUGCUGGGCUGCGGCCGCCGGACCCCGUGACAGCAGCAAUCCAUUGGGCACAUCCAUAGGAAAGGGCUCCGUAGGAAAGGGAUCCCGGCGUGGGGUGGCCGCCGGGCACAGCGGACGGACGGGGUAGGACUGUAGGGUUGGGGAACCCGUGGCUCGUGUGGCCCAGACCUAUUUUGGGUGACGCCUCAACCGAGAGCCCCGCCGGGGUGUUCCCGAGCCGUGAAGCAAGAGGAGGGCCGGCAGGUGAACGUGGGGGCGAUGGCGGAGGGCACGGAGCUGGAAUGGGCCGUCCAGGUGCUGGUGAACAACUUUGACAAAUAUUCGAGCCGCUGCUGCUGCCGGAAGCCGCGGCGCAUCAGCAAGAAGGACUUCCGCAAGAUGCUGAGCCGUGAGCUCAACCACAUGCUGACGGACACGGGGAACAGGCGUGCGGCCGACAAGCUGAUCUGCGACCUGGAUGAGAACAAGGACGGGCGCAUCAGCUUCGAGGAGUACUGGACCUUGAUAGGCGGCAUCGCCAGCCCCAUCGCCCACAUCAUCCGCCAGCAGGAGCAGAGCGUCAAGCUCACCAAGUAGCCGGGCUGGGCCCACCCCCACCCCAGACCCCGAGCUCAGCCCCUGCUGCUCCAUGCCCCCCCCCCACCCCCCCUUGCUUUGUGCCCCCCCCCCGCUCAGGGCAUGCAGACCCCACACACCGGAGCAAAGGGGCGCGAGGUCACCACGGGGGGCUCCUCCUGCCCCAUCACUGCCCUCAUCCCCCCCCCCCUCCAGAGCUGGGCUGGAAGCGCAGGGAAAGGCUUCCCCCUCACCUAGGACACGAAUGCUGUUCGUUCUCAGCCCACCCCAACCAGCACCCCCUGCGCCCUCGGAGCACCCUCUCCUCCUCAAAGUGUUGGAGCCUCCAUGGGGUACCCCCUAACCCCUCCCACUCCCCCCCGGGGCUGGUGAAGGUCCGCCCUGCCCACCCCCGGGGCUGGGAGCUCCCGGCUACGGCCGCGGGUUAUUUAUUGCAGCAAUAAAGUUUGGAGGAGCA